Phacochoerus africanus (Common warthog) is the source of this 1942-nucleotide messenger RNA. It is a transcript of the gene ANKRD1, whose product is annotated as ankyrin repeat domain 1. The record is from RefSeq and is a predicted model, not a curated record. Gene Ontology annotation, cellular component: nucleus. Gene Ontology annotation, molecular function: RNA polymerase II-specific DNA-binding transcription factor binding. Bases 236 to 1195 code for a protein of 319 amino acids. Gene Ontology annotation, biological process: regulation of transcription by RNA polymerase II. Lineage: Eukaryota; Metazoa; Chordata; Mammalia; Artiodactyla; Suidae. The transcript has 9 exons.
GGGUUACUUGCCCUCCCCUCCCUCUCCUGCUUCCCAGACACUGAGUCUGGAAUGAGAAUUCACCUGCCUCUGAGUUGGCCACGGGAGGGGGCGGGCUGUUACUUGGGUUCCCAGGUUGGAAGAUUAUCUCACCCGGCCCUAGCUAUAUAAACUGACCGCAGUGGAGGGGCUCCCAAGGGCCGACUCCAGGGUUCAUCCCCCAGAAGAAAACCAUACAGACGAACUUCAGGUCAACAUGAUGGUUCUGAAAGUAGAAGAGCUGGUUACAGGGAAGAAGAACGGCAGUGGGGAUGCUGGGGAGUUCCUUCCUGAGGAUUUCAGAGAUGGAGAGUAUGAAGCUGCUGUCACUUUAGAGAAGCAAGAGGACCUGAAAACCCUUCCGGCCCACUUUGUGAACCUGGGGGAACAACAGUGGAAAAUUGAGAAAGAGCGAGAGGCCGAGCUCAAGAAGAAGAAACUAGAACAAAGAUCAAAGCUUGAAAAUUUAGAAGACCUUGAAAUAAUCAUUCAACUGAAGAAAAGGAAAAAAUACAGGAAAACGAAAGUUCCAGUUGUGAAGGAACCUGAACCUGAAGUCAUUACAGAACCUGUGGAUGUGCCUAGGUUUCUGAAAGCUGCCCUGGAGAAUAAACUGCCAGUGGUAGAAAAAUUCUUGUCAGACAAGAACAAUCCAGAUGUCUGUGAUGAGUAUAAGCGGACAGCUCUUCAUAGAGCAUGCUUAGAAGGACAUUUGGCAAUUGUGGAGAAGUUAAUAGAAGCUGGAGCCCAGAUUGAAUUCCGUGAUAUGCUUGAAUCCACCGCCAUCCACUGGGCCAGCCGUGGAGGAAACCUGGAUGUCUUAAAACUGUUGCUGAACAAAGGAGCAAAAAUCAGUGCUCGGGAUAAGUUGCUCAGCACAGCGCUGCACGUGGCGGUGAGGACCGGCCACUACGAGUGUGCAGAGCAUCUCAUUGCCUGUGAGGCAGACCUCAACGCCAAGGACCGAGAAGGAGAUACCCCCCUGCAUGAUGCCGUGAGGCUGAACCGGUACAAGAUGAUCAGACUCCUGAUUACGUAUGGCGCCGACCUCAAUGUCAAGAACUGUGCUGGGAAGACCCCGAUGGAUCUGGUGCUGAACUGGCAGAAUGGAACCAAAGCAAUAUUUGACAGCCUCAAAGAGAACUCCUACAAAGCCUCUCGCAUAGCAACUUUCUGAGAAAAAAGACAGACUCUUCCACAGGCUGCUCUUCACCAGCAUUUUGAAGUUGCCGCCCCAAAGAGCAAACCCUCCUGAAAUCCAGCUUCUGUUUAUCAACCUGUUGUAAAGCUGCACCUAAUGAUGUUUUGAGAAAGCACAGGAACAUAGGUAUCUCCCUUAGUGAAACUCACUCUAUGUAUUUGUAUUUACUCCUGUUUAUUUAUUUAUUUACUGUGAUACUGCCCAUACCCAGCUCCUUCAUGACCGUCCCUCUAGUGAACAAGCUUUGUAUGUAACAUGUCAGAGCCUUCCAGUAGGUAGCUCUUAAAACCCUGUUGACCAGCAGUGCGUCACUGCCUACUUCUGUGUCACCUUGCUUAUCUAAGAUGUUGCACGGUGUUUUUGAAAGACAGAGGGGAUGACUGCUGCCCUCUUUUCUCCCGAAUUUUUAAUGCUGGAGUUUGAGGCCAUGGAAGGCCUGCAGUGACAGAAAAGGAAAUGGGAUGAAAGUGACUCUGUGAGAAGGACAAGCAAACCAUUUGAUACCUGGGCCUGGUAUUUCUUACCAAGUCACACGCAGCGCAUACCAAGGUGUGGAGAACGUCAAGAGUGUAAGUGGAGCGCAGUGGAAGGGGCAGGCCACUGGGCCGUGCCGAACUGAAUGUGUGCAAAAAAGACAAAAGUGACUGUGAACUGUAAAUGUGUAAAUGUAUAUUAUGUUGUAUGGAUAUUUUAUAUUCAUAAUAAAAGCAAAUUAUAAACCUC